AGGUCCUCAAACAAUUUUGUGAUUCGUGAAUUCUUCGCUUCUUGUUUUUGUUGUAUUGCGUGUUAUCAUCAACUUAGAUGGCUGAGUUGCCCAAGUCUGCCGAAACACCAUCUUCGUUCCCACGUGAGGAUGGUACUUCUCAUCCACGGCCAACUUCUGCACAGCAUCGUCAAACGGUUGUGCCAAUGUUCGUUAGUGCUCGGCAAUCGAUUUAUGGUCCUUGUCCUGUUGAAAUGGAUUGCCCACAUUGUCAGGCGCACAUUGUGUCGCACAUCGAGCGUAUAGCUGGUAGUCUACCUUGGAUUCUUUGCGGUGUUUUGGUUCUUCUUGGCUUCUUCUUGUUCCUUGUCCCCUGGUUGUUCUGCUGCCUUCCUUUCUGCGUAGAUCAAUGCCUCGAUGUCGUUCACUCAUGUCCUGCCUGCAAGCGCAAUCUUGGUCGUUUCAAGCGUGUUUAAUCCGGUAGCACCCCAUGCACUUGAGCUAGCUCAUACAAAUAAUCGCACAUAUUAAUGCCCCAUCUUCAUGCGAGGUCUCACAAUUUCUUCAGUCCUGCUGCUAUUUUGCUAUUUUUCAAUCUCCAUUUCCAUCGAAAGCGGCUGUUUCGGCUACUGAAAACUGCGCUUAUUCGUCGCUAUCCACCUUUUUGAUUUCUCUUUCGUUCUGUCUUGUGAGAUUGAACUGCAUUCAUGAUAGCUUUAAUUGUCAACAUUUAUUGCUCAGUAGUAGAUCUUAAAUUGAAUUUAAUUUCAUUUCUGUUAUUAACUUUUAGUAUUAUUGGUUCUACCCACGUUUUCGUCACCAGCCCAACUUUCUUAUCACUAAGGCAGCUUCUGAUUGAUGAAGUUUUGGACGUGUACUAUUUUCUAGUGACGGGCCUUCCAUUACCUUAUACUGUUGUGGCCUACUGCUACUUUGCUAAGUCUCGAGCUUCCCCAGAUUUCUAUUGCAUAUGUUAUUUACUGCAUAAUAUCCCACAGUAUUGUUGUUUGUGCUCUCUUUCUUUCUCUUCCUUUUAGCUUUCAGAUGGGUUAGACUGCUGUGCAGUGCGAUUUUUCCAAUUGUCUUUAUAUAUUUAUGUUUUUAUUAUGCAGUGCCGG
This is a messenger RNA of Cylicocyclus nassatus, 1097 nucleotides long. NCBI's taxonomy places the organism in Eukaryota, Metazoa, Nematoda, Chromadorea, Rhabditida, Strongylidae. The record is from the annotation of a GenBank genome assembly.